Molecule: messenger RNA, 1855 nt
Organism: Scleropages formosus (Asian bonytongue)
Lineage: Eukaryota; Metazoa; Chordata; Actinopteri; Osteoglossiformes; Osteoglossidae
Gene: c1qtnf5
Product: C1q and TNF related 5
Exons: 4
Coding region: 365-1114 (249 amino acids)
Molecular function (GO): protein binding
Source: RefSeq, a predicted model, not a curated record
CGUUCCUCGGGUCCCGUUUGGCUUGGCUCUCCGUCUCCGAUCGGACGGAGCUCUCAGCUCAGGCAUUCCUGGACCAUCGAGGGGUGACAGUAACGGAGAAGUUGGAGAAAACAGAAGCUUCGCCUUCUCGCUCUUUGAGUUACUGCUCCACGCCUCCGGUCGCUCUUCGGACAGCGGGGCUGCGGUCAGGUAAGCCUUUUGGGAAGCCACGCUCGCCGCAGCAUUUUGUUCUCGACCGAGCUGCUCGCCGGAGGGAAAAGGCCCUUGGGGAACGAGACACCGCAUCCCGCCCAGCGCGAACUGCGUGGACUAACUCCGUCUGCCUCGAGAGAGCGGGACACCUACACGCUCCAGAGACACUACAAUGACUCCCUUCCAGGCAUGGUCCCUUUCCUUCUUCUUCCUUCUGAUCAACUCAUCCAAACAGCUUGAGGACAACAAGAUCCCCAGUCUGUGCUCUGGGCAGCCUGGAAUCCCAGGAUCCCCUGGGGCUCACGGUAGCCCUGGCCUGCCAGGCAGAGACGGAAGAGACGGACGAGAUGCCGCCCCUGGAGCAAAAGGAGACAAAGGGGAGAUAGGUGAACCAGGAGUACCCGGUGAGAGGGGCUACAGCGGUGACCGGGGCAGCCCAGGAGAGAAGGGGGAGCGCGGCCAACCGGGGGAAUGCGCUGUGGCCCCUAAGUCAGCCUUCAGUGCCAAGCUGUCCGAGAGCCGUGGCCUUCCGGUGCCGGUAGGGGGCGCCGUCAUCUUUGACACCCUUCUCCUCAACGAACAGGGUGACUACAACGAGGAGACAGGUCACUUCACCUGCAGGGUCCCGGGUGUGUACUACUUCGUGGUCCAUGCAACUGUCUACCGCGCAAGCCUGCAGUUUGACCUGAUGAAGAACGGCCAUGUGGUGGCUUCAUAUUUCCAGUUCUACGCCAACUGGCCCAAACCAGCCUCUCUGUCAGGCGGCUCCCUGCUCCACCUGGUGCCCGGGGACAAGGUGUGGGUUCAGAUGGCGCUGUCCGAGUAUAGCGGAUUCUACUCGAGCUCGAAGACGGACAGUACGUUCACCGGCUUUCUGGUCUACUCGGACUGGAAGAAUUCCGUGGUGUUCGCACACCAGUGAGGUGGUCCCGCACAUUCAUACAAAGCACGCUCACGCAGCAGCAAGGCGAGAACCACGCAACCAAGCACUGGAUGGGCUUGACACUAAAAAGAUUAUUGAUAAAGACGUGCUGUAAUUUGCCGUUGUACAUCACAACAUUUUGCUGCUUAGCACACAUUUUUUAUUAAAAAUGACUUAAGUAGCUUGUAGUUUUACACUCAGAUUUCCUGAAGCAGUUCGAGGGUACAACACCAAGUCUUUCUGUGGAGCUUGAAUCCACAGUUUCAGUUUCUUAACCACUAUGUAGCUCCCCCUUGCGCUUGUUUCCAAAUUGUUGGAGAUCCAUGAACAGGUUGUUAAUAUGCUGUGUAGCGAUGGCCUGCCUGAUCGUAUAGCUCUAAGUAGAUAUUCCCCAGGUGACACAGUGCUAUGAAGAACAUUUUUUUACCCACUUUCCAAUUUUCUUUUUUUAUUUUUUAUAUCUUUGGAAGGUCCUAUGGCAGCAAAACAUCCCUAAAUAUCAUAAUAAACUGCCAUCCUUGAUUGUUGCUAGAAGGUUUUUACUCCGAAAUGCUGUGUUGGGUUUUUACUAGAUAUAAUUAGAUGUACGUCGUUCAAAAAAGUUCUACUCUCAGUUCAUCGAUCCACAGAACAUUCUUCCAGAAGAUCUGAAUGACAUUCAGGUGCUUCUUUGGUAAAUUGUAAACGAGUUUUAGUGUUCUUUGUCAUUAAUCGGUGGCUUACAGCUCUCCCAUGGAUCUU